Molecule: messenger RNA, 9856 nt
Organism: Leptonychotes weddellii (Weddell seal)
Lineage: Eukaryota; Metazoa; Chordata; Mammalia; Carnivora; Phocidae
Source: RefSeq, a predicted model, not a curated record
GCAGUUGCUUAACCAACUGAGCCACCCAGGUGCCCACCUCCUCAAAUCUUUUAUUGAUACUUUUAGCACUUGGUAAAAUGGAGUUGAUAGUUUUGCCGUCUUUGUUCCAGGUGAACUAAUACUUAGUACCUCAUCCAAGGGUUGGUGCAGGAAAAGUAUAAAGCAGGGGUUUGGUCACACUUACACUUGAGAAGCUAGUGCCACGGAUUAACAAUGAAAGACAGCCAUGCAGUCCCCAGGCCAAAAGGCCCUUGAGUUGUUGGGCCUUUCCCCAGCCAACUUUCUGCCCCCUCUCCUGGAAACACCAGUCAGGUCUGUUGAUCAGCAGCAGUCAAAGCAGAGAAGACCCAGUGGUUCGCCUCCUUCUAACUCCUUGGCCAACUUCUCUGAACAGAGUUUUUGAGAAAGGAGACAGCACAGCCCUAACCUUCAUUUGAUUAUUAGCCAUAGGAAAAGACAGCAUUAAACACUGACCUUCACCUAAAGCAAUUAGUCUGAGCUAGAGUACCAAAAAGAGUGAGGAAUUUAAAGUGAACCUCUCAGGUUGGCUGCUAGGAGUAUAAAUGGGCACAAGCACUUUGGAAAUGUACUUGGUAGGAUUUACUACAGCUAAACAUAGGCCGACCCUGUUACUCAGUAACUCCACUCCUAGGCGUAUACCCAACAGAAAUGAAUGCUGCGUUCACUGAAUGACAUCUCCAGGGUCUUCAGAGCAGUACCAUUCGUUAGAGCCCCAAACUGGAAAGAACCCCAGCGUCCAUCAGCGGUGGAAUGGACAAACGGUGGCACAGUCCUGUAGUGGAAUUCCACACACAACAAAAAGGAAUGAACUGCUGUACACACGGGAGGGCUCUCACAGACCUAAUGUUAAACAAAAGAAGCCAGACAUGAGAGAGUAGAUAUGACAUAGUUACACGUAUACAAAGUUGAAGAAAAUCACCUGCGGACAAACGGGUCAGGAUAAUGGCUGCCUCCUGGGAGGGAAGAGGUGGGGGAUGCAUAUUGGUUGGGAAGGGGCACGAGAAUUUCCUGCGGCCCUGGAAGCAUUCUGUAUUUUGAUCUGAGGAGUGGUUACAGGAGUGUACACAGAAGUAAAACUCCAGUGAGCUGUAUCCUUCAGCUUAGUGCGCUAUAGAAUGUAUCUGUUAGACCUGCUCACUGGGACAUCAGAGGUGGAAGGCUUCGAGACACCUGUCAGUGCAAAAUGGCAAUAUUUGUCCAUCUUGCCUCUGCUCUGCUUUGUGGAACAGUCGGCUGCACAUUGUGCUGCACGCUGCCAGACGCGGCUGCCCCGUUUCCUAGGGUGAAGUAUUUUCUACGUAAACAAGUUAGGAGGGAAAUCAGUCAUUUCUCUGCCUGUUUCUGGGCAGCAGGACCAGAGCAGGGUAAGAAUUAAUAUGCAGAGGAAUGGACAGGAAGCCUGUCUGCCUGUGCACAUUCCCUGCUUCACAUGGGUCUUAACUCUACUAGGCUCUCCGCUCGGCCGCCCAGCUCUCUUGACAGGCAAUGGAAAUGAUUAAUGAUCUUUUUUAAAGCCAGGAAAAAGUAGCGAGGGUCCUUGGCAGGGCUGUGUCCUGGGUCCUGGACCCUCACCCCUGAUCAGUGGGCAGGAAGGCAGCCAUGUGACUCUGUCUGGGGUCCCUGCCCCCAAUUGCAUCUGGUCAUCAUUGAAGUGGGCCCAUUCUCUGCGGUGGGGAGGAAGUCGCCCUCCCUCCCACACUCCUGCCAUCUCCCAUCUUUGUCUCCAGUGCCCAAGGAGGCCAUCUCCUCCGUCUGCCCUCACCCCUACCCCUAGCUCUAUCUCCACAGUCUGAGUGGCAGGAAGGAGAGCAAAGUGCCAGGGAGCAGGACUUUUUUUUGUUUGGCUCCAUCUGGCUGGAAGCUCCUGAUGACAGCUUUGGCCUUGCGAGUGCCCGUGCCCAGCAGCAUUCCCACCACCCAAGGGUUAAAGCCCCAGGAGCCCCACAGCCUCGCUGGGUCCCUGGCCCUCAUAAAAGCCUUUUCUACGCUGUCCCUUGGGCUGCCUCAGGCUCCCUGGCUGAAAUCUGAUAAGGGCCCUCUUUGUUGGAACUGUCAGUCUCUUUUAUUGAGGAGGGAACUGGAGACCAGCGGCAUUUCUUGGGGUACAGAUAAGGCCCUGGAUUCCUGUCAGAAGGAGCAUGAUUAAUUACCCUCAAUCCUAGCUCCUGCUUUGAUAGCAGUGACUGACAGUACACAGGCUUCCCCGUCAGGUACUCACACCCCCUCUGGGAGGCGUGAUGGGGGCGGAGAUUCGGCCUCCUGCAGGGCCAACACCAGUGACCCACAGAGCGCUCUCUGAAGUGGCUGCUUGCUUCCUUCCUGGUUCUUAGCAGGUUGCUUUUGCAUUUAUUGUGGACAGAGACCUGUCACCUCUCAGAUGAAGAGCCUCCUUAGAGGAAGAUCUAAUCCAGCCCAGAGAGCAGGCCAGAGACACCCCUCUUCCCCUCAAGGUUGAGGAAAGAACGAAUGUUGUGGUCUGUGGCCACACAGGGACCUUCCUAGGAGAAGUUCCUAAACCACCAUCUCAAGGUCACUUGGCAACAUUAUUCCAUAAUUCAGGCAAGCUCCUAAAACCAAGCCACCCUCCCUUCGGUAAUAAUCACGACUAUCAAUUUUUGUUUUAAGUUUUUAUUCAUAGACUCAUGGGACUGAAAGUCAUCUAAUCCAAAUUCCUCAUUUCACAGAUGGAGAAACUGAGACCUGAAUAUGUCCAAUCCUCAUCCCCACCCCCCAGUAUGAUAUAUUGGUUCUCGUUCAGAAGGUAAACUCAGCUAAAAGGCCUUCUCCCCCUCUCUCUUCAUAGCUGAGUCUCCUUGGGACAAGGGAGAUGGGUGCCAGGUCCAUUAGAGCAGACUGUAGAGACAGACCAGCCUGAGGAUCCAGCCUCUUUCUUGGUUGUCAGAAGAAUGGAAGCCAGGACAGGUUUUGUGUCUGGAUUGUCUGGAUAACGUUGAGAAAACCAUACCGUCAUUUCGAGCUGGCACUCAGAAUAGUCUCAGCUUUGUUUCUGACAGCACCCGGGGGCCUCCUGCCCUGGGAGCUAUUUUUAGCAGUUUCACAGAGGGCCAGACUCUGGGAAGAACGUGCCCAGUCUCCUUAUCCAUUGAUCUCUGAACCAGGGUGCCUGGCUGGACCACAGAGCAGGACUGUGGGGCCCACCACCUGGUGCCAGUGCACCCCAGACCUGUGGUUUCUCCCCAGAGGGGCUGGGAAGAAGUCACUUUUUGGUUAGAUUUACAGUCUUGACUUCAAAUGCCACUUUCCCCUUCCUUGUCCUAGCUCCCAUACCUACCUCUGUUUCCCCCGCCCUGAGCAGUUCUCAGCCUCAUGCAUUCACACUCCACGACUAUAAAAAGGCGCAUUUUUCAUGAGAUUUCUACAACUAUAACAUCGUUACCUUUCAAAAAAGCCACCUCAAAUAACUAGACAGUGCAGUGACUACUCAGAGUAAAUGUAUAAUUCCUCUCUAGGGGGUUGUUUCCAGAAGCAGUGUGAGCCACACCUGAGAACCUCUAUGGUUUAUGACUACACCUCAUCUUCAAAUAAAAUCAGUGUAAACGGCCUGGUCACUUCGUAUUCUCCUGGCUUGCCUCCAUGAACGACCAUUUCUAAACGUAAAAUACACCCUUUAUGUUUGAAGGUUUACCACCAUUGGAGAUUCUAAUGAAAAUAAUGCCAACUCAGAAGGCCAUUUGCAAAUGGAUUUCCAAAACCGCAGGGUAGCUGGUUCCCCAAGGUGACUGUUCUGGAAGACAUCACUGCAUCGGCUGGGCAAGCCCCCUGCCUGAUCUUACACACUCAGCCGCGCCCAUCUGUGUAUGGCACAGACCCAGCUAUAGUUCACUCUUUAACCCCUGCUUCCUCAUCCCUUCGACCCCACUGAGUGCAGUCAUAGAUUCUUUACCUUCUCCAACCCCCCUGGCUCUCCAUCUGUUCUGCUGCUGCUUGUCCACUUUGCGUGGGACGUGGACACAAAGAGCUUAUGCACCCUGGGCCUCCAUUCCCAGGCUGUUUACUAAGGGUCGUGACCCUAAUGAACCUGCUGGGACCUGAGAGGAGAAGGUGACUUCUGCUCAGGGCUGUCAGCAUCAGACACGUGAUGCUGGUGACAGGGCUGGCGGGCAUACCACAAGCAUGACAGAAAUGCGUCAGAGGGUCCCAGUUGGGCAACCCAUAGCUGGUUGCUUUGACUGUGAGAAACCUUUUUUUCCCCCCAUCUGCACGACAGUUUAAUCUGUUAAACACUAUAAUUCUUAAGGGCAUGGUGAGGGGGAAGCAGUCUCUCUCUGCCUUCACGGAGCUUACAAUCCUCCUAGGAUGCCAGGUGAAUGUACGUAAAACGAUUAGAGACUACCUGCUGAGCUUGUAGGGCUUGUAAUAGGAAUUCUGAGAGAGAAGAAAUCCCCCUGAACUGGGAUAGUUAGAAGAUUCUUCCUGAAGGCCAAUGUGUAGAGGAUUUGAGCAGAGGCAGGUCACGUUAGGCUUGAUGAGGGAAAGCACAAAGCAGAGAGUAGAGUAGAAAUGAGCCUGGUCUGGGGAGGGUCAUGAGGAGACCCAGCUAAAGAGUGAGAGAGUGCGUCGUCGGGAUGUUUGAAAUACUUCACAGGCAAUCUUUUAAGGGGUGUGGGGGACCCGGGUGAUGAGACUGGGCAGGCGUCAGGGUCUGUGGUGUGGAACAAGGACGCGAGCAUCGUGGUGGCCACAGUGCGCAGGUGGAGCGCGUGGGUAAGAGGCCGCCGUGGGCGGAAAGGAAGAUACGUCUGAGAGGCGCCUCCAAGGAAGAAUCAGUGGAGCCUCCUAACCACCUCACGGUGGGCGAUGGGGAACGAAGAGGGGCCAGUGCUGCCUGAGAUCUCAGAGGACAAUGGUGUUGCUGGAAGAAGAGGAAGUGGUGAGAAAGGAGGGGCUGGCUUUGGGGAUAACGGUGAGCUCAGUGUGAACAUUCUGACUUGGAAGUGAACAGGUCACCGUGGAGAUGUCCUAGAAGCUUCUGGAAAUGUGAGGGGACCUUGAGAGUGGUCCUUCCAGAGUCUCCACGUGAUGCCAUGAGGAUGCAAACUGGCCUGGACCAUGAGUGUGCUCGGGCAGACAGGCCUCCAGAAGGAGGUGGACCUUGGCCCUGGUCCUACCAGGAGACCAGUUCUGCCAGACCAGGCUCUUGUGCUUAUGUCAGGAAUCAGAUUUAUUGUCCAGAGCAGCACAGAGAGAAAAAGUUAACCAACACAAGCUGCAUGUCUUGGCAGGGUACCCACAGUCCUCUGCUAUUUUUACCUGUGUAUCUUUGGAUCUAACACUAUGACCCCUUUGUGUUUGACCCUCCGAGGACCAGCUGACCAAGACGGAGUUCUCGAAGACCUCAUGCCCCCUCCUCACACCGCUGCCACACAGCACCCCCCCCCCAUGUUCAUGCUGCUUGCUCUUCAUGGGACCCUUUGCUCCAUUCUCUUGCUUGAAUUACCCUGUGAAAGAGUUGUUGAGGCCAGCAUUUCAGGGCUGGGAAGAAAAUGCCAUUCCUUGAGGGGAAAGAAGCAGGAGGAGCUGAAACAAACAGCACUGCUCGAAAAUCAGGCUGGCUCACCGCCCACCAGGCAGUCAGCGAGACCUCGGCAAGACUGGGCGGCAGGAGGGGGCCGAGGCAGAGGAGAGCAGCCUGUGUACAGUAAAAGGAGUUUGCCAUCAAAAGGCAACAAGUCUCAUACCCUGCCCCGGACGGUGACCCUUCCCUGUGGAAUUCUCCCCUCUGACCUCCAGAUCAUUAAUCCUGAGGCUGCCAAAUGACAGUCAUCCAUCACGCCUCCUGCCGAGCAUCCCAGCGGCCUGUGGAAGGACCCUGGGCCCGCCCUCCCUGCCGUCCCCUGGUGCUCAUUAGUGGGCCUUCCUGCCUGGUGCCAGGCUUCCUAAUCAAGUCCCUGCUCCUCUCACUUCCCUUCGGGGCCAGUGGCGGAAGCUGCUCUGACCCUCCCUCUUUCAGAGGCCAGGGAGGGGUGGAGCGAUUAGUGGGGAGAGAGUCGUUCAGUGGCUUUUCAUCCCCCUGGAGACCUGUGUGUGUCCAGCAGCCCCUUUGACUCAGUGGGGACACAGGAGAGAAAACAUCUCUCUGUCCUGCCGCAGGAGAGGAGGAAGCAGGCGGUACUGUUACAGAGUGCACCGGAGCCGUGCAGGUGGGUGGUGGAACCGCUCAAGUGGCUUCUGAAGGCCCCAGAGGGGUGUGAGUUGCCACAUCAUUAGGAAAGAAUCUGGACUCAUCCUGCUCGCCAAAAACAAAACAAAACAAAAACCCAACUUUGAGGCCACCUAGUGCAGCCCUCUUAUUUACAGAUGGGAAGACAGAGCCAGAGGCUCAUGUUUUAAGCAAGACCACAAAGCCUCUGAGUCAGACCGGUCUUUCUGCUCAUCCCAAGGAGAACUGGCAGCUAGUCUUGAUAGCUUCCAGCUUUGGGAAUUUGAGUCAGAUUAAAGCAGAUUCAUGAACAUAUUUCCAACUCUGCAAAAGCUGGGCACAUGCAUAUGUCUUCUUUCUCUGCUUGAUGACACAACCCUCUGUUUCUCUAUUUGGACAAUCACAGGGACCCCCAUCAACCGAAUCCCCAUCAUGGCCAAGCAGAUCCUGGACCUGUAUAUGCUGUAUAAGCUGGUGACAGAGAAGGGGGGCCUGGUAGAGAUCAUCAACAAGAAGAUCUGGCGGGAGAUCACCAAAGGCCUGAACCUGCCCACAUCAAUCACCAGCGCCGCCUUUACCCUGAGGACCCAGUACAUGAAGUAUCUCUAUGCCUAUGAGUGUGAGAAGAAAGCCUUGAGCUCCCCGGCCGAGCUCCAGGCCGCCAUCGACGGCAACCGGAGGGAGGGCCGGCGGCCCAGCUACAGCUCCUCCCUCCUGGGCUACUCGCCUGCUGCCGCCACCGCCGGGGCCCCUGCCCUUCUCUCCCCACCCAAGAUCCGCUUCCCCAUCCUCGGGCUGGGCUCCAGCAGUGGCGCCAAUGCCAGCAGCCCUCGGGUACCCCCCGCAGCCACUCUCAGGAAAGGUGAUGGCGUCCCGGUGACGACAGUGCCCGUGCCAAAUCGCCUGGCCGUGCCCGUGGCCUUGGCAGGCCAGCAGGCCGGUACCCGGACGGCCGCGCUGGAACAGCUGCGGGAGCGGCUGGAGUCAGGGGAGCCCCCCGAGAAGAAGGCGUCCAGGCUGUCGGAGGAGGAGCAGCGCCUGGUGCAGCAGGCCUUCCAGCGCAGCCUGUUCAGCGUGGCACGGCAGCUGCCCAUGAAGAUCAGGAUCAACGGCAGGGAAGACAGAUCAGAGGCCUCGGCUGCAGCGCUGAACCUGGCCACUGGCAGCAUCGGGAGCAUCAACAUGUCUGUGGACAUCGAUGGCACCACCUAUGCAGGUGUGCUGUUUGCCCAGAAGCCCGUGGUCCACCUCAUCGCGGGGCCCGCCCCCCAGAGCCUGGGUGGCAGCGCGAGCGGCAGCAGCAGCUCCCACUGCUCGCCGAGUCCUACCUCGUCCCGGGGCACCCCCAGCGCCGAGCCCUCCACCAGCUGGUCCCUCUGAGGGGCAGGACCCAGCUCCCCACGCCCCACUCUCCUGUCGAGAGUGGAGGAGGUUGAUGCACAGAAUUUACCUCAUCUCACGGAGCCCAUGUCAAACACCAUUUGGCCAGAUGUUGAGAGUUUGGACGUGUCCGUCUGUCCAGGCUCCGUUCAGGUCCUGCUGUACUCUGGGGACAGGGAGAGGCUGCAGGGGCAGGACAGGGCAGCGUUGUCCAAUCAGGGAUCGCCCUGGAGAACCGGGCGGGGUCUGCGGGCGUCCAGCUUCCUCCCGGGUUCCCAGGCCACCUCCUGUCCUGGGCACAGUGUGUCGACAAUCUGUAAGCCAGCACAGGGCUGGAGGCCCUCCACAGCCCUUCCCCUUUAAUUUAUUGCCCUUCCCCUGCCUUCUGUCAGGACCCCAGGGUCACUGGCCACUUCCCCUGCUCAGUCCUCCAAUCUUUAACUCCCACGUGGGGCUGCUAGGGGCCAAGACCAUGCCUUCACGGCCUUUCUCUGCUGAGCAUGGGAUGGGGCCCUCCUAACCCGCCUUGACUACCAUGUUUGGUUCCAGGGGUGUGGGUCCCUCAAAUCCAAGUCUUGAAGCAGUCCUCAGGGCCCCAUACUCCCCUUUUAGUGGUCCCAGGAAAAGGGGCACACGAGGGCAGUCCUCAAGUCCCAGGGCUUACCGGGUACCUGCUGAGGGAGAGGCAGAGCCUCAGGGGGCUGGCUGCCCAGGCAGGCCCUGGCACCCAUUUCACACUGACCUUUUUCUGGCCCUCCCAGACCUCACGCCCUCACUCGCCCUUGUUGGCCAGCUCUCCCAAGAACAGCCCACUUGUCCCUUGGGCCCUCCCUUCUCAUGGGGCUGCCUCAGCCCCGGCAUCCCCAAACCUGCUGAUGUCAGGUUCAUUGAAAUACCUCAGAUUUGUAAUUGUUGAUGUUUGAUUCUUCAGGAAGUAUUUGCAUCUCUGAAAUCUUUUUUAUAUGCGUUUUGCUGACUUUUUUGUUUUUAAUUUUUAUUGUUGUUACUGUAGCACCAAAGAAAUGAAAGCAGAUCACCCCCAAAGCCGAGCAAACAUUUGGUACCCCAGCCCCUCUGGCCCUUCGCUAAGACCCCAGUGAGGAGGCGGGGAGGCAGGCAGGAGAGAUGACUCAGGGAUCACAGUGGCGGGGGAAGCGGUGGAACGAGAGGCCCAUGCUCAUGAAGGUUGGGUCCUGAGACCACACGGUUCAGGAGAUGGCCCCUGACCCAUUUCCUGCCGGAGCAAGGCUUGUCGCACACCCCUCCCUGGCUCCCCAGGGUGGGGACAGAACGGUUGCCCUUCACUCAGCAUUCCCAUCUCAGGGUAGGGGCAGGCCAGAGAGGCUGAGCUGCCCCAGGGGAUAAGGGGAUGCUGUGAACUCCGUCCUCCUCUGGGACCCUGGGCUGGAGCAGGUUGCUCCCAUGUUGGAAAGAUGAGUGGUUGUCACACAGGGCUCCCCUCUCAUUGAGUACGCCCUGCAGAGCUCAUAGAACACCACCCACUGUGACAUCAUCAGGCUCUGAUGGUGACAGGCCACAUCGCUGGCGGGAGCCCUGGUGCGGCUAGCAUUCGGCCCUGUCUAUGAAAGGAAAAGGAAAUCAAAAGCUUGAGCACAAAACAGCUACCUCAGCCUGGUAAGCUGCAGCUCUGCUGGACUUCAUCUUCUCGCUCCCCUCCCCAGGCUUCCACACACUCGCUCUCACACACUCACACAGCCCCGUCCACUGGGGCCUGACCCUCUUCUGGCCUCAGGAGCCUUCCCACCUUACCCACCAGGUAAGCGCAGGUGGUGAGCAGAGAAGAGCGUCUGGGAUCUGGUGCCAGGGAGGAGCCCAGUUGGCUGGCGCUGGGCCCACUUGAAAGUGUCACAACAUUUGGCCAGUGUGUCUUUCUCAGGGGUUUGGUUACAAAGGAUGGACUCUUCCCAGCCAGAGGACGCAGGGACAGUGCACUGUGGCUUUCUGGUCAUUGGAUCCUCUCCCCUUCCCCACGCAGCUUGAAAGCCCAAGAGAGGGGAUGCCAGCAGGUGUCCCAGGAGUAGGGCCCCAGGCAAGAGAAGCUUUCCCUGAAGGGCACAGGGCAGGCUGUGGGCCAGGGCUGCUCUGGGCUCCCCCCCCCCCCCCCCGUCUAUGUGUACUCUGACCAGGAAAAUGUUCUAGCACAUGGGUAGCCUAGGCAGUGAUAAAUACCUCAGACGUCCUCUUGCAGCAAGUGUCUGUAUAUGUGGUGGUUAUUUUCUAUCUUACAUGUUCUCGAAUGUUUAUAUUUCAAUAAACCUCUACCUCUUCACACAA